AUGGCGAGCAGCGUGGGGCUGGCCGUGCCGGCGGUGGAGGUGCGCUUCGAGGAUGUGCACGUCGAGGCGGGCGUGUACGUCGGCACGCGCGCGCUGCCCACGCUCCUCAACUUCACGCGCAACUCGCUCGCCGCGGCGCUGCGGUCGCUGCGCGUGGUGCCGGAUUCGCGGCGCCCGUAUCCGAUCCUGCACGGAUGCUCGGGCGUGCUGCGGCCGGGCCGCAUGACGCUGCUGCUGGGGCCGCCAGGCGCCGGCAAGUCCACUCUCAUGCAGGCGCUCGCGGGCUGCCAUGACAAGUCGCUCAAG
Messenger RNA from Closterium sp. NIES-65, 306 nucleotides. The record is from the annotation of a GenBank genome assembly. NCBI's taxonomy places the organism in Eukaryota, Viridiplantae, Streptophyta, Zygnematophyceae, Desmidiales, Closteriaceae.